Molecule: messenger RNA, 624 nt
Organism: Candidozyma haemuli
Lineage: Eukaryota; Fungi; Ascomycota; Pichiomycetes; Serinales; Metschnikowiaceae
Exons: 1
Coding region: 1-624 (207 amino acids)
Biological process (GO): double-strand break repair via single-strand annealing, removal of nonhomologous ends
Molecular function (GO): flap-structured DNA binding
Source: RefSeq, a predicted model, not a curated record
AUGCCUGGCACAACCACAUACAUUAAGGUGGCGCCCGGAUGUGCAAUUCCGGCUCGGGUGUUUAUUGACCGCAAACGGAUCUUACUGAACGGAACAGUGGCCAUCAAUGACAGGUCCAUCAUUAAACUCUCCUCCAUCAACCUGCUAAGAUUGUCUAAUAACGAUAUCACCAACCUUGUGAUGGACAUUAAGGAGGAACUAGAGAAGAUUCUUUUUCAUGAACCUUUGCGGGAGUUGUUUCCUUCGAAGUUUGUCCAUGGAUCUGAUCGCUUGGCUAGAGAUAUAGGCACUAGAUGGAAGUGCAAGGUUGUGGCUUCUUUGGGCUAUGUGGCAACGCUACGGUAUAAGUUAGGGUACCUACGGGACGUGGAGGAUAUGGCGUUUCUUGAGGACCGGAAAGUGGACGUUUCAGCUAGGGACUCGGCCAGAACGGCUCUUCUAACGAAGGAAUUGAAGUUCACGUUUCUUGAACGAGACGAGGAGGAGAUACACGAGGAAGAGAAUGUUAUAGACGAUAAGAAGAUGCUUUCAUACAAGUUGAACAAGCUGGCCUUGCUCAACAACAGCAUCGUGGAUAGUCUCUGUCUCUACGUGACAAGCCGUCCGCACCUGCAAAAAGCUUAA